UUUCUCUACGCUGCGCCUACCAAUUAUAAGUCGCACCAGUUUUUCCUUUUGAAGUUACUACAGCACGGAACCAAUUGCUGGUGUUUUGUUACGGUAGCGGCUGAUGCGUAGUCACAGCUCGCAAGGAGGGCACCGAAAUCGCGAACGAAAAGCGGAGUGACUACCCGCACAUCCGCCCACCUCAGGGGAGCAUCGUUAAUCUUCGAUCGUUGGGUAGGACACCCAAGUGAGACGCAUCCCCGUUGGGGAUGACGCACCGAGUGUAGUCGUUUGUUUGCUUACGAUUGCAAACACAUUACUGUCCGUGGGUUGUGCUGCUUCACCAUCGCGGGUGUCCGGCAGGACCAGUGCUCCUCGCAGCGAUGAUGAACCUAGUGGACUGCAAUCCGUACGGCAACGGAUUGCUGUACGCUGGAUUUAAUCAGGAUCAGGGAUGUUUCGCUUGUGCGACCGAUAACGGAUUCCGGGUGUACAACAGUGAUCCGCUGAAGGAAAAGGAACGACAAAUCUUUCCCGAUGGUGGCGUGGCGUACGUUGAGAUGCUGUUCCGCUGUAACUAUCUGGCACUGGUCGGCGGUGGCCUGAGGCCGCUCUAUCCGCCGAACAAGGUGCUCGUGUGGGACGAUCUCAAAAAAGCACCCGCCAUUUCUCUCGAUUUUAAUGCUCCCGUCAAAGGAGUGCGACUGAGGCGUGAUCGCAUUGUGGUCGUGCUUGAGGGCAUCAUCAAAGUGUACACGUUCACCCAAACGCCCACCCAGCUGCACGUCUUUGAGACGGCCAAAAACCCACAGGGAUUGUGUGUGCUCUGUCCCAACAGCUCGAAAUCACUGCUCGCUUUCCCGGGUCGUCGAACGGGCCACGUACAGAUCGUGGAUCUGGCCAACACGGAGAAGGCUCCACAGGAGAUCAUUGCACACGAGACGGCAAUCAGUUGCAUUGCUCUGAACCUGCAGGGCACACGGAUGGCAACGGCCAGUGACCGGGGCACGCUGAUUCGGAUAUUCGACACAAGCAGCGGGGCAAAGGUGGCCGAAUUGCGCCGCGGCUCUAAUCAGGCCAAGAUUUACUGCAUCAACUUCAACCAUCAGUCGACGUCGGUGGUCGUAUCGUCGGAUCACGGUACGAUACACGUAUUCAAUCUCGAUGAGCCGAGCAAGGGACGAGACAGUGCUUCGGGUGGCGGUGGUGGCAGUGGUGGAGGUGGGGGCGGUAGCGGUGGCGUCGGGGGAUCCAGCCUGUUGACACGAUACUUUACCAGCCAGUGGUCGUUCUGCAAGUUUUCCAUCCCCCAAGGACCACCCUGCAUUUGUGCGUUUGGAUCUGAAAACAAUUCGGUUAUUGUGAUAUGCGCAGAUGGACACUACUACAAAUUUGUCUACAACAGCAAGGGCGAAUGUUCGCGAGAAGUGUGCUCACAGUUCCUCGAGCUAUCGGAUGACCAGACGUAAGGAUGACCAGGCGUGGCGUGGGGUUGGCAUCAUUGGAAGUUCUUUUAAAUAAACCAAACUCACAUACACUAAACACACAUACAGAAACACACGCAUACGUUCACCGAUGCAUAAUUGAAAGGCGCGCACAGCAGAAUAGAUGUAAACGGUGUAGAAGGCUCAGGCGGCGUCGUGCGUAUGUUGGCUGCGAUAAAGGCAAAGGGGAUACCCUCUCCGCUAAGCAUUCGAUGGACCAGAUGGACGCUAGCGUGCGGGAGGUUCUCCCGCCUGCCUGCCUGCCUGUCGGAAACGUGAUACGAGUUUGCACCGUAUCGAUCGAAGCGAAGGGGGUUGGCGAGCAGGAGCAGACAAUCGUUGAAUGUUGACGUGUACCGACGCCCUGUUUGCAGGACCGUUUUAGAGACUGUGUGCAAGCAAAGCGAUAUAGAAACAGAAAGUGCUAAGAAACUUAUAAAUAAACUCGUUCGAAUGUGUCUUGAAA
Anopheles aquasalis is the source of this 1929-nucleotide messenger RNA. Its product is annotated as WD repeat domain phosphoinositide-interacting protein 3. Gene Ontology annotation, molecular function: protein binding. NCBI's taxonomy places the organism in Eukaryota, Metazoa, Arthropoda, Insecta, Diptera, Culicidae. The record is from RefSeq and is a predicted model, not a curated record.